AUGCCCACCGCCUCGACGGCGCAGAUUCUCGGCAACAAUGAGUCCAUUGAGCCGUACACGAAUAACAUCUACUCGCGACGGGUGCUCUCCGGCGAGUUUCAGGUCGUCAACCACCACCUGCUGCUCGACCUGACGGAGCGCGGCAUCUGGAAUGAGGAGCUGAAGAAUGAGAUCAUCGCCGGCCACGGCUCGGUGCAGGGCAUCGCCGAGAUUCCCGAGGACAUCAAGGCCCUCUACAAGACCGUCUGGGAGAUUCCGCAGAAGGCGAUUCUGGAGAUGGCCGCCGACCGCGGGGCCUUCAUCGACCAGUCGCAGUCGCUCAACGUGCACAUUGCCGAGCCGACCAUGGCGAAGAUCACCUCGAUGCACUUCUUUGGCUGGAAACUGGGCCUGAAGACGGGCAUGUACUACCUGCGCACGAAGCCGGCGGCGCAGGCGAUUCAGUUUACGGUGGACAAGACGAAGCUGCGCGCCAAGGUGGGCGCUGCUGGUGGUCAGGAAGUGGUGGCCAUCACUUCGGAGGAUUCAAGCUCGGUCAAGUCGCCGACGAUGCUGAAGAACAAGCAGCCCACGCCGGAGGAGGUGCUCGCCUGUUCGCUGGCCAACAAGGAGGCCUGUCUGAUGUGCAGCGGUUGA
This is a messenger RNA of Rhagoletis zephyria (snowberry fruit fly), 636 nucleotides long. The record is from RefSeq and is a predicted model, not a curated record. NCBI's taxonomy places the organism in Eukaryota, Metazoa, Arthropoda, Insecta, Diptera, Tephritidae.